Molecule: messenger RNA, 720 nt
Organism: Mycena indigotica
Lineage: Eukaryota; Fungi; Basidiomycota; Agaricomycetes; Agaricales; Mycenaceae
Product: Glucosamine 6-phosphate N-acetyltransferase
Exons: 2
Coding region: 37-720 (227 amino acids)
Molecular function (GO): acyltransferase activity, transferring groups other than amino-acyl groups
Source: RefSeq, a predicted model, not a curated record
UGGACCAUCGGCUUUUUUCGGACAUUCGGGCACACAAUGCAAGGGCACAAAGGAACUGACGCUCGGGCUCCGCGGCGCCCAUCGAUACACUGUCGCCCCAUCACUGCUGCGGAAACCGUCUCCUUGAGACACUCUGUGCUCUGGCCAAACAAGGACGUCGCGUAUGUCCUCCUGCCAGAGGACGCCAACGGCUGGCACUACGGCGCGUUCAUCACAGGCCAAAUUCCCUCUGUCGACGUCUCUGGCCUAGGGCUGCCAGUGGAAAGUAGCGACGAAAACUCCAGCGGCUCUAGCGAUCCCCUUGCGGUAAUAUCGCUUUUUGCGGAGGAAUUCCCGGCGCCCGGGCCCAGCGACAGUGCGGUGUCCAUCGAUAACGAAAAUCUGGAAACGGCAGCUGACGAGCUGGAGACUCAGCGUGGGCGUGUGCUUGUGGAAGGGAACGACAGCAAUGAUGCUGGCAGUCGGCGCUCCAUCCGGUUCCGCAAGUUUGCGUGCGACUCUGAGCAUCAGGGCCGGGGACUGGGCACGGCGCUACUUGCUCAUAUUGCUACUGUAGCGUUUUCGCAACUCUAUGGCAAUCUCCUGUGGUGCGAUGCAAGAGAGGCGACGCGCAGCUGGUACGAACGUCGAGGAUUGACGGUAUCUGGGCCGAAGUUUUACAAGGGGGAAGUCGCCUACGUGCGAAUGAAGAUGGUUCUCGAUAAGACUCGGCCGGAAUAA